UGCGGUUAGCGCUCGUCUCCGUCGGCUCCGCCCGCACCUCUGAGUCGCUGGGAGCGCGCAGGGAAACCCCGUGCAAGCGCCGCCGCCAUCUUGGAGAGAGAGAGAGAGCGGAACCCCCGACACCCGCCGCACACACCCGGCCAGAGGAGGAAGAGAAGGGGGCAUCUCUCCGACAGGGACUUGUAGUGGACAUCUGUGACUGCUGAUCGUCUUUGUUGCACAUCAUAUAAAAGCGCCAUCAUGGCCACCGCACCUUACAAUUACUCGUAUAUCUUCAAAUACAUCAUCAUUGGUGACAUGGGAGUGGGAAAAUCUUGCUUGCUGCAUCAGUUCACCGAAAAGAAAUUUAUGGCAGAUUGUCCUCAUACAAUUGGUGUGGAAUUCGGUACCCGGAUAAUUGAAGUUAGUGGCCAGAAAAUUAAAUUGCAGAUUUGGGAUACAGCAGGACAGGAGCGUUUCCGAGCUGUCACUAGAAGCUACUACCGAGGGGCUGCGGGGGCACUAAUGGUCUAUGAUAUAACUAGGAGAAGCACAUAUAACCAUUUAAGCAGCUGGUUGACUGAUGCACGGAACCUCACCAAUCCAAACACAGUAAUCAUUCUAAUAGGCAAUAAGGCAGACCUGGAGGCCCAGCGUGAUGUCACAUAUGAGGAGGCCAAGCAGUUUGCUGAGGAGAAUGGACUCCUGUUUCUGGAAGCAAGUGCAAAAACAGGAGAGAACGUGGAAGACGCCUUUCUGGAAGCCGCCAAGAAAAUUUACCAAAACAUUCAAGAUGGAAGCCUAGACCUGAAUGCUGCAGAGUCUGGUGUACAGCAUAAACCAUCAGCACCUCAAGGAGGCCGCCUAACCAGUGAACCCCAACCGCAGAGAGAAGGCUGUGGCUGCUAGUGACCUGUCUCUGAGGGCCGCCUUCUUUCUGACCUUCCCUGCUCGUCUGUCUUGAGCAGUAUUUUUUUUUGCUGCCCUGUACAUCGUACUGGUUUCAUGAAAAGGUGGGGGGAGGGGGUGGGGGGGAACUCCGCUGAGGUGACAAUUUAACACCAUUCUAAACUGCUACUUAACUCUAGAUGUAUCCAGGUUAUCAAAGGCAAGUCAAGUAAUAAACACACACGAACCAAUCCUUCCUGCAUGGUAUAAAUAUAGAACUUUUCUUCUCCUUAAUCGUCUUUGUGAUGUUGGCAAUCCAGAGUUUCUCUAGAAGCGCUGGAGCUGGACUGGAUUCAUCCAGGUCUGUCUUAGUUUCCAUUUUUUCUAGAAUAGGCCCAUUGGCUGUGAAUGUCGAUGGGGGGAAUCUCUACCUGUCUUCUGUUUCAAUUGUUCUUUUUGCUCAUUUGGAAGAAAAGAGGGUUUCUACGCUGAGUUCUGUCUUAAUUUUACAAGAAAAUGAUUCUGGUGUUUGUUUUCCCCUGUCGUGUCCCAUAAGCUUCCUCUCGUGUUUUCUAAAUUUUACUCCUCACAUUUAACACCUAAAUAUAAAAUAAAAAAUGCAAAAAAAAAAAAACCAUCAAAAUACAUUCUGUGUACAAAACAUUUAAUUAAUCCUGGCAUACGUGUCGGGAACUAUCAGUUUGUACAGUAUGUGACCACAUGACUCCCUUCCUCCCCGCAUAGUGCAGUAGGUGUAAAUUACUUUUAGAUAAUGCUUGGCUCCGCCCUCCUUUUUUGAACCUUUUUUGCACUGUGGCUUAUACAAAGCGGUUUUAGAAAAUCCCAUUGUGGAAUGAGCGGUGUGCUGACUUUUUUUUUUGUUUGAGUCGAUCUUUUACGUAUAACAGCUGUGUAUUGCCUGCCUUACGAUGUAUAGAGAUUUAAUGAGAAGGCUGGUUUAACUAUUGCACAUAUUAUUAUGCUUUAUUUUCUCUUAAUAUUUUUGGAGUCUGAAUUACGGUUCUGCUGCUUUUUAGGAUUAACUUUUUUUUGUGCAUUUUUAAACACUACAGUGGGAUGGUUUUUAAAAACGUAAAACAUGCAUUUUAUUUCGGCGUGGGACAUAAUCAGCGGUCGGCACCUUUUCACAACAGUUUUGGCAAAUGGUAUGAACAUUCACCAUUUAUAAUAGACCAAAUACAGUGAAAAAGCAGCUGUCAUCCCGUCUUUAUGUGCACAGAGGCGAGGAUGGCAACUGUGUCCCCCAGGCAUUUUUAUCUAUUAUACACAAUUCUUUACUAAAGACAAGCUGAGAGGAGAAAACUGGAAUGUUGUCAUAUCCUUUGUACCCUUGUAUAAUCUGAAACUAAAAAUCUUUAUAGAAAUUGGGUUAUUCUUUCUGCAUUUUUCUUGAGGUGUUCACCUUUAGUUGGCAGGUUAGUGGGUUAUCCAUUACUGCACAGGGACCACAAAUUACUUACUCACUGAGAAUUCUGACACAGACCGUGCCCCUCCCCCCCCCCCCCCCCCCCCCCCCCCACGUCUCCUUAAGUUACAGUAGGUCAUCUGCUCGUUUCUGUGACUAAAGGAACAACCUGGACUGCUGUACUUUUCCCUCAAUGUAACAAAAUGCUAUUAAUCUAAAUAUUUGUAAAUAAAGUACCUGUAUCUAGAUAAUUUA
Messenger RNA from Rana temporaria (common frog), 2548 nucleotides. RefSeq names its product RAB14, member RAS oncogene family (gene RAB14). The coding region runs from base 241 to 888 and encodes 215 amino acids. Gene Ontology annotation, molecular function: GTP binding; GTPase activity. The record is from RefSeq and is a predicted model, not a curated record. NCBI's taxonomy places the organism in Eukaryota, Metazoa, Chordata, Amphibia, Anura, Ranidae. The transcript has 9 exons. Gene Ontology annotation, biological process: defense response to bacterium; phagosome maturation; Golgi to endosome transport. Gene Ontology annotation, cellular component: trans-Golgi network; recycling endosome; Golgi apparatus.